AUGCCAAAUCUUCCAAAUCUCCCAGCCCUUGGCGACAAAAGCCCCCUUUCCGCUGGGCGGCCGCUGGGCGGGAUCGACCCGUACUGCACAACGCCGCAGCACAUCACAUCACGAGGGGGCCUGACUUGGGCAGCUGUUGUGGAACGACGCAACUUGCUUUUCCCUCAGCCCCCAACCCGAGACAUGACCCGACCAGCGGGACUGCGGAUCCUUGCCUUGAGGCUCAAAAGCGCGCGUUGA
Diaporthe amygdali is the source of this 240-nucleotide messenger RNA. RefSeq lists its product as uncharacterized. The coding region runs from base 1 to 240 and encodes 79 amino acids. NCBI's taxonomy places the organism in Eukaryota, Fungi, Ascomycota, Sordariomycetes, Diaporthales, Diaporthaceae. The transcript has a single exon. The record is from RefSeq and is a predicted model, not a curated record.